Messenger RNA from Rotaria sordida, 615 nucleotides. The record is from the annotation of a GenBank genome assembly. NCBI's taxonomy places the organism in Eukaryota, Metazoa, Rotifera, Eurotatoria, Philodinida, Philodinidae.
AUGGAACAAAAUUUAAAUAAUAGUAUAGAAAAUCAUAAUGAUCAUGGUGAUGGUAGUACUAAUGGUGCUACUAAUAUUAAUGGUAAUCAUAAUGAUGCUAUUAAUCGUAAUAAUAAUGAUAAUCAUAGUAAUUGUGUUAAUCUUAAUGAUAUUGCUAAUCAUAAUGAUAGUUUAAAUCCUAAUAAUAAUGAAACUAAUAAUCAUUCUCUUAUUCAUAAUAUUAAUGCUAAUAUAUCUGGUAAUAUAAAUAAUAGUAUUAAUCUAAAUAAUAAUAGUAAUACAAAUAACAUAAUUAAUCAAGAUCAAAAUGAAGAAACAGAAGAAGAUAUUGUUGAAAUCGUCAAUAUACAAAAUAAUAAUGAACCAAAUUUAUUAAAAAUCAAUCAAAUUAAUAUUGAUAUCGAUUUUCCCGGUUUAUCUAUUCGUACUGUUGAUCCUGCUUAUAAAAAAUUACCACACGAUUACCAAUUGAUUACAACUGAAACCAGUAAAGCAAAAAAAAUUUCAGGAACAAUAAUCAAUAAAUAUCUAAAAUUAAAGCAUGUCAAAGUUGAUUGGUUUAAUGGUUCACGUACACUCAUUUCUAUGCCAAAUACACGUGUCGCUAUUGUUUAA